Rhododendron vialii is the source of this 915-nucleotide messenger RNA. RefSeq lists its product as uncharacterized. The coding region runs from base 1 to 915 and encodes 304 amino acids. The transcript has a single exon. Gene Ontology annotation, molecular function: zinc ion binding. NCBI's taxonomy places the organism in Eukaryota, Viridiplantae, Streptophyta, Magnoliopsida, Ericales, Ericaceae. The record is from RefSeq and is a predicted model, not a curated record.
AUGUUCCCCGGUUGUCAUCAUGCAUACUGUCUUUAUCAUCUACAGUUUAACUUGAAGGAUCACUUUCGUGGUCGGUUUAGGAAAGGUUUUCGGAACAGGCUCGUAGAAUUGUUCAACAAAUGUGCAUAUGCUUUAUCGGUGUCGGUUUACAAAGCUGCGGAGGAAGAUUUUUACCAAUUUGGUGGGGAUAAAGCUAGGACCUGUAUUGCGAGUGUCCCUAAAGAGCAUUGGAGUAACGCAUAUUUUAAAGGUCAACGGUACGGUGAGAUGAGCUCCAGUGCUGUGGAGUCGUUUAACAACUGGAUUCUUAAAGCUCGUGAAAUGCCUGUUUUUUAUUUAGUUGAUGAACUUCGUCGCAAAAUUAUGAAGCAAAUGGCAGGUAGGAGAGUAAAGUCGAUGAAAUGGAAUUCAGUUAUUUGUCCGAAUAUGGAUAAGAAGUUAGCUCGCUUUAUCAAUAAAGGAAGGUUGUGGAGGAUCAUUAUGUCGAAGGGUGGUUUGUACGAGGUGCGUUGUCUUCCCCCGAAGGUAGUGUCUGUUGAGGAAAGGACGUGCUCUUGUGGUCAAUGGCAGUCUACCGGUUUCAUGUGUAGGCAUGCUGCAACGGUUAUUAUAAAAGCUUGCGGAGGGGAAGGAACUUUGGUGGACCACAUGGAUCCAUUAUACCUUGUCGAUGCGUAUCGGCGUGCAUAUGAAGAACCCAUAUAUCCAGUUGUAAAGAGUGACAUUCUUGAUUUUACAAAUGAAGGUGACCAGGUUAUAAACCCUCCAUGGAACAGGUGGCCAGCAGGUAGGCCCAAAGUUAAACGCAUUCAUUCAAGGGGUGAAGAGUCAUAUACUAGGCCAAAUAAAUGUGGGAGGUGCCACAAGGCUUCAAAGCACAACCGAAGAACAUGCAAAGAGCCAAGCGAUAUAUGA